AUGGGCUGCGGCCAGUCAAGCUUCGUGCCACCGGUCGCCUCAAGGGCGGCAUGGCAAAGCUUUUUUCGCCUGGACGGGUUGCCGCUCAGUUUGACUGUUGAGCCACUCGCGAAUCAGAAGGGCUUGCACUUGCGGAUUGUGGGCCUCGACUGCGCCGAAGAGUUGCCUUUGUUGGAGACGGCAUUGGCGAGGCGAGAGCUCUUCAUCAAAUCUGCCACACUAGUGAAGAUCGGGUGCCACGUGGACCAAAGCUUCGAGCUCAUGCCGUUGGCAAGCCAGCUCAAGAAGCAGAAGCAGAAUGAGGACCUCGAGGUCAGCCAGGUGUCUGCCGUGGAGGUCCUGGACUCGGUGCCACAAGCCGCUGCCGCUUUGCCCGCGGACGUGGCGCAGGUGCUGCGGAUCUCGGUCGAUUGCCCUGCGCGGGGCGGGGAGCGUGCUGCGGUCAUGGCCAUGAUGCGAAAGCUGAGCUACAAACUCAUCGCGGGCCACAGACUCCGCCAACGGCAUCUGCGACGCCUUUUACAUCACCCCGGAUUCGGAGCUGAAGGGCUCGGCGAAAGCAGAGGACCUGCUGGCGGCCGAGUUUAG
Molecule: messenger RNA, 588 nt
Organism: Effrenium voratum
Lineage: Eukaryota; Dinophyceae; Suessiales; Symbiodiniaceae
Source: the annotation of a GenBank genome assembly